This is a messenger RNA of Aplysia californica (California sea hare), 2503 nucleotides long. RefSeq names its product nucleoporin NDC1. The coding region runs from base 176 to 1894 and encodes 572 amino acids. Gene Ontology annotation, molecular function: protein-macromolecule adaptor activity. Gene Ontology annotation, biological process: nuclear pore organization. The record is from RefSeq and is a predicted model, not a curated record. The transcript is spliced from 16 exons. NCBI's taxonomy places the organism in Eukaryota, Metazoa, Mollusca, Gastropoda, Aplysiida, Aplysiidae. Gene Ontology annotation, cellular component: nuclear pore transmembrane ring.
AACACCCGGUGUUUCAAAAAAGACCACGGGGAAGCGACUGGAAAUUUUUGGAAAACUGACUGACUGCUGGAAAUGGGUUCUUCGGCCGUACACACAGUCUGAAGUUUGAAUGAUAAAUACAAGAACUUGAUGUUCAUGUAACCUUGUCGAGACGAGUCGACAUACACAUGACAAAAUGUCUUCGCCGAUUGUUUACUGGUUUACAUCAGAGGUCUAUCCAUGGCGCACAACAGCAGCAACUUGUUGGGCCAUGUUGUCCGUACCUGUCUUCUCCAUUGCAUUUGUGCUACUCACCGGAAUCUCCUUUUCACACCCAGUCCAGUGGAUCAGUGACACUGCUGGAGUCAUGAUAUCUUCUCAGUUUUUCACCUCAGUUCUCGUGUUUGCUUUACUUCUGGCAUUGGUCACUCGUUUUUCCUUUUCUCAUUAUUCAGUGAUUGCUGACAUUGAAAAGACACGGCUGAACUCUGUAUUGAGUCUCUUCCGCUGGUCUCGCCUCCCUCUCCUGGUGGUCUCGUUUGUGACUGGGGCUGUGUCUUCCUGGAGUCUUCUCAGGCUGAUGGGCUCAGACAUGGGGUCAUUGACAUAUGAAUUGGAUAGCAAAGAGUUCAGGAAAGUUAUGUUGAAUGAGAGACACUUGUUCCUGGUGGAGGCAGGGGUCUUCUUCAGUCUUUGUCACUUUGUCCGGUUUUUCUGGCAGAAGCAGAAUUAUCUGUCCUUUCCCCACAUUCAGAGGCAAAAAUUUUUCCUCAUUCGACGUGAAGCCAGCAGAAUCCUGCAUUCAAAUGCUGGCCUGUCUGUUAAGAAUACUCUCUGCUUUUAUGCUGUCUACUUCUUGUUUGGUGGUGGUCCUAAAUUGUGGAUAAAGAGUUCUUUCAACAUGAAUGAAGAUUCCAGCAAAUCUGAUUUGACAAGUGUGUUAGGCUUGCUGGACAUCAGCUUGUUUUGGCAAACAUAUGUUUUGUCUUUGAUUCUGACGACAGCGUGGACACUCGCGACCUCAUUACUUAGAGUGUUCCACACUCAGCUCUUGCAGUUUGACAUCCAGAGUGCAAUGGAAGCCAAACAGGACAGAGGACUGGGUGAUGCCAUGGCGACCUCAGAACCCCAGCUUCUCCAGCAUUUGGCCUUUUAUGAUUUCUGUUUGCUGUCUCGGCACUCGAAGCAGCGCAGACAAGAAUUGUUCAGCUUAAGUCAACCGGGUGGUCACCCCCGGGUGUGGAUGGCCGUCAGCCGUACUGCACUGCACAUAGCCAGAGAGCUGACCCUGAAAAUACAGGAUGCCAAUCGCUUGAUAAUGUCACGGGUGGCUGUGGCGGGCCAGAACCAGAUGGCUAAUGAAGAAGUCUCAAAAAGUCCCUUUCUGUUUUCUUCCAAUUUGGACUCAGACGGGGCCAACAGCAAAGGAGACCCCUCCAAUAAUAAUCAAACAGAAGCACAAGCAAGCCAUUCUCUCUCAAAGAUCAAAGCCACAUUGUCGAGUCUACCUUUCAUCACACAACUCACUGCAGAAAACCCAGACACUGACAGCAGAUGUCUCUUUGCAUCCUGUCAAAUGCACAUGUGGGCUGUGGAAGGAUUGUCCCAAGUUGCAUCAUGGUCCUUCACUGAGGACAAGUAUGGGGUGGUUCAGGGUUUUCUCCCAACUCUCAUAUAUACUUUGGUGGAUUUGAAUGAAGCUAUAGAGAAGCAUUUCAAAUGCACCAGUGUGGUUCGAAGAUCUCAUGCAGCCUCGGAGGACGUGCCAGAUGCCUCCUUACCUCACAGGUUACACUCUGUGACCCGCACCGCCAUAUACCGCGUGGUCAACACCUACAGACAACACUUACAUGAUCUACACUUGAGUCCUGAGUACUUCAAGAAGGUACAGAUGUUCAGCGACUUUCUGUUAUAACUUUUGAACUGAGCUUUUCAUCCUGGGGUGCUAGCCGCGGAGGAGUUGCCCUGAUGUCAUGUGGAGUGCAAUCGACUGUGCAGUGGCAAGAAAAGUGAUGCAGAAAGCAAGAAGGAAUGUUCUAAUCUAAAUGUGUUCAAAUGAUGCUAAGGGGACACAGAAAAAAAAAUGUAAUUCCUUGGAAAUUGCCUUGUAUAUUAUGUUUUCCAUCUGCUUUCCAGUGUAAAGGAAGUUUCAGCAAAACAUCAAUAUGUCUAAAUAUCGCUUUAAAAAAUUCAUAUUGAAAGUUCUCUGCUUGAUAUUUGGAUUGCUUCCUUGCCUUCCUACUGACGCGUAAUUAUUUUGUUUCAGGGGAUUUGCGAAACUUAUUUGCCUUGGUGAAAACCUUUCUGCCAUGGUUGUGUGUCUGUUUGAAGUUUUUCUGUUUGUGAGUGUAAAUAACUUUUUGUUGAACUGAUAAGAUGAACGGGUACUUGUUGUCUGAAUGGAUGCUAGGAUACAAUGUGUUGUCUUAUGAUGUCACUAUUGCUUUGCAUUUUUUUGCGUUUUGUAUUUCAGUUUCAUGAGCUGUACAAUAAAAAAAAAAAAAAAAAAGAAAUUGACAAUAAA